UAACAGGAAGCGAAGGAAACGUCUGAAACAGAAGUUAUCCAGACACUCAGGGAAAAGAUUUCCACCUGACGCCAUGACGACAGACUCGUCACUGCUCACCUCGGAGCUGGAGCUUCAGCAGCAGGAGGAGCUGUACGAGCAGCUGCUGUUCCAGACAAUGGGGGAACUGCAGAAAGAAAACCCAGACUCCAGAGUGAUCCGACCACAGCCUGGUCUUUGUGUGAAAACGCUGUCAGAACCAGACAAACAGAAGGUUUUCGUUAACGUGUGCCAGUCCAACGCCGUCCCGGCGCCACCACAGCUGUCCAGAGAAGAGCUGGUGGAGCUGCUCCAAUCAGACGACCCCAGCGGAUACAGAGUUCCCAUGAGCCUCGGCGAGCCGCAUACGGAAACAGACAACAGUUCCCAGGGCUGCACUGCCUAUGACGUGGUCAUAAACCAGGAGUUCUUCCAGACCUGUCAGAAGGAUCCUCUGUUCCAGCAGUUCAUUAUCCUGGUGUCUGUGGAGGGGCUGGAGAACAAGUACAACCUGGAGCUCAGCAGAGAUUGGAAGGUUCUAAAGAACAGGAAGUUUUUGGGCAGUUUAAGUGAACAGAACAUCCGGACAAAGAGCAGACCAGUGAUAGAAGAACUGCACACACAGCACAGUUCUACCGGCGCCCAGAGACCACAGUUCAGUUUGCUGGUGGAGCCCCCUGCUGGUCAGCCCCAGUAUCUGACAGCUGAAAUACACCUGCCUGGAGUGUCGUCGUGUGCGUCUCUGGUCCUGGACGUCGGCGAGGACAGACUGGUGUUGACGGCUCGUCCAAAUCUGUUCCACCUGGACAUCUGCCACCAUUUAGUUAUCGACCAGGAGAGGAGUACAGCCAAGUACGACAACAACACACAGAUCCUGACGGUGACUAUGCCGGUGGUGUCCACAUGAAGUUACACACGGACUAUACAUGGCGUUAUGUUGGCUUCAAAAUUACAUCCAAAUUAAACUAUAUCUGGAAAAAAUCACGUGUUUGAAUUCUGACU
Molecule: messenger RNA, 1020 nt
Organism: Sphaeramia orbicularis (orbiculate cardinalfish)
Lineage: Eukaryota; Metazoa; Chordata; Actinopteri; Kurtiformes; Apogonidae
Gene: pih1d1
Product: PIH1 domain containing 1
Exons: 11
Coding region: 74-925 (283 amino acids)
Biological process (GO): box C/D snoRNP assembly; rRNA processing
Cellular component (GO): ribonucleoprotein complex; R2TP complex; cytoplasm
Source: RefSeq, a predicted model, not a curated record